This is a messenger RNA of Caretta caretta (loggerhead turtle), 2378 nucleotides long. It is a transcript of the gene MSANTD2, whose product is annotated as Myb/SANT DNA binding domain containing 2. The record is from RefSeq and is a predicted model, not a curated record. Lineage: Eukaryota; Metazoa; Chordata; Testudines; Cheloniidae.
CGUCAUCUCCGCCCGCUCGGCUCCGCAGCUCCAAUAUGGCGGCGCCCUGUGGCUCCUCGCAGCUCCCGGCCGCCGAGUCGCCGCUGAAGAUCCCCAAGAUGGAGGUCCUGUCGCCGGGCUCGCCGGGGGCGCUCAGCGACGGCAACCCCAGCCUCUCCGACCCCUCCACGCCCAGCGGCGCCUCCCCGCUGGGGCCGGGCGGGCCGGGCUCUGCCAGCGCCGCGGGGGCCGGGGCGGGGGGCGCCGGGGCGGGGGGCCGCGGCGGCGGCGGCGCGUCGCCCUCCGUCUCCUUCUCUCCCGGCGGCGGCGGCGCGGCGGCGGCGGCGGCCGCGGCCGCUUGCCGGGGCAUGUCGUGGACGCCGGCCGAGACCAACGCGCUGAUCGCGGUGUGGGGCAACGAGCGGCUGGUGGAGGCGCGGUACCAGCAGCUGGAGGGCGCCGGCACCGUCUUCGGCAGCAAGGCCCCCGGGCCCGCCAUGUACGAGCGCGUCUCCCGCGCCCUGGCCGAGCUGGGCUACGAGCGGACCCCGUCCCAGUGCCGCGAGCGCAUCAAGCAGCUUCCCAAGAGACAGAGUGAGUUAGUAAGGAAUGCAAAAUAUACCCUUCGCAGGUGUUACAGUCGAGUGAAAGAACAUGGUGUUGGGAAAAGGAAAAGCAGUUACACAUUUGAACAAUUGGAACAGGUGUUUGGUCAGGGAGGAUGGGACUCGCAGCCCUGCCAACCUGUACUCAUUAAUAGUAGCGGCCUGUACCAGGAGCUGGAAUCGGAUGGCAGCACUAUGGAGGAAUAUUCACAGGAGGAUUGGGGGAACCACAGUCAGGAUCUUCACUGCUACCAGGGAGGAGACCCGGAAUUGGAUGAAAUGCCUGCCACAAAGAGAACAUUAAAGAUAAAACAGGAAUCUUCAGAAGAAGCACAGAAGCAAGACGUCAUGCAGAACAUUGUGCAAAUCUUGGAAUCCGUCCAGUUAAAAUGGGAGCUGUUUCAGAGCUGGACAGAUUUCUCCAGGCUACAUCUUUCUAACAAACUAGCCAUUUUUGGCAUUGGUUAUAACACACGCUGGAAGGAGGAUAUUCGCUACCACUACGCUGAGAUCAGUUCCCAGGUGCCUCUUGGCAAACGGCUUAGGGAAUAUUUCAAUUCGGAGAAGCCAGAGGGCAGGAUCAUCAUGACGCGAGUACAGAAAAUGAACUGGAAAAACGUUUACUAUAAAUUCCUAGAGAUUACUAUUAGUGAAGCAAGAUGCCUGGAGCUGCAUAUGGAAGUUGACUGGAUACCUAUAGCUCAUUCUAAGCCAACUGGAGGAAAUGUUGUUCAGUAUUUAUUACCAGGGGGGAUUCCCAAAAGCCCUGGCCUGUAUGCCAUUGGUUAUGAAGAUUGCCAGGAGAAACCCCACUCACCUCAUGCAGACCGCAGAGGCCCAGAUCCUGGGAAAGAGACUCAGGGGGAGGUAGAUGUCCCUUCACCACAGGCCUCUCUCAGGGUGGAGAUGGAGUCUGCCAGAAUUAUCUAUUGUUACCUUGGCAUUGCUGAGGUUAGAACUCUCCAGCAGUGCUUGUUUUUACAUUUUCAGGCCAACACCAAAACCUUCAGCAAAGAGUGGGUUGGAAUCAAUGGGUUUUUAUCUCAGAACUGCAUCGUAGAACCAGGGGUGUCGCCUAAAUCCAUCUACAUCAAAUUUGUGGAAGUGGAGAGGGAUUUUCUUUCUGCUGGCUCUUUGGUAGAGUGCCUGGAAAAAGCCAUUGGAUACCCAUUGAAGUUUAACAACUGAAUCUCGUCCUUCAUAAGGAUUAGGGCUUCUGCCUCCUUUCCAUGUUGCUAGCAGACGCUUACAGAUCCUGUCUGUUCACAGUGGGGCAAGUAAGACUUUCAGAGUGAAAAUGAACUUCAGAGUGAAAGAUGCUUGCAAAUGAUUCAAAACAACUUGUCCUGAGCAAGUGAAAUGUACAGCUAACUUGCUUGGCAGGUCAACUGGUUUUAUAAAGAGAUGAAGGCGAGCCUUGUAAAAAUGACUGUAGGUACAUUCCACAUUGGACAGAGCUUAUACUUUGCAUUUCAUAUGAAAAGCUGUUUUUUCCACAAUGUUUCAUUUUUACACAUCUGUCUCUAUAUAAAGUGUUAUUACCGAUCUGAAUAAAUAAGCAAUAGAUAAUGGCAAGUUAAACCUUGGGUCACAUUAAAUGAGACUGUUUUUCAAUGCCACCCUUAGCUACUAUUGUAUAUAAUUUAGAGUUUCACUUUUUUCACCCAUCAAGUGUGUUACUAUUUCCAACCAGUGUUGCCUGCGAAGACUUUUGUUUCUGUGAUGUAUCCCACUUCACUAGUAGUGUUGCAAAAUCAGCUCUUUUUUACCAUUAAAGUAAUUCCUGGCCUUUGA